ACCCUGCUUAAAGUAAAUUCUAUAGUCCGUGAACUACAUCUGUGGAAUUGGUUUAUUCUGUGCUGAGGACUGUCGUAGAGUUUAGGUACCAGCAUGGUAGAAGAAAUACAAAAUAAACUUCAAUUAGAAGUUGAUAAGUAUAAAGCUGUUCAGAAAGACUACCACAAAGCUCUUGCACAGCGCCAGCAACUGGACGGACAAUUAAACGAGAAUACUGCAGUCAAACAGGAAUUGGACUUGCUUCGUAAAGAUGCAGAAGUGUUCAAGCUGAUAGGGCCAGUGCUAGUGAAACAAGAUCUGGAAGAAGCAAAGCAGAAUGUUUCCAAACGAAUGGACUACAUCCGCAGUGAACUGAAACGAAUAGAUGACAUGAUUACAGGGCUGGACAAGAAGCAGGAUGCACAUCGCGAAGCCAUCAAUAAACUGCAGCAGCAGUUCCAGCUGAUGCAAAUGAAGAAGGCAUAAAGCCCUUGUUUUGUUAUUACUUCAUCUCUUUCUGUCAGUCUGAUUAUUUUUAAACGAGUCUUGAACUGCUGUACUUCCGAAUACAAGCUGUAUCUAUUUAAUAAAAUUUAAAGUUAUAACAAAA
Messenger RNA from Zootermopsis nevadensis, 589 nucleotides. It is a transcript of the gene Pfdn6, whose product is annotated as prefoldin 6. Gene Ontology annotation, biological process: protein folding; chaperone-mediated protein complex assembly. Gene Ontology annotation, cellular component: prefoldin complex; cytoplasm. Gene Ontology annotation, molecular function: protein-folding chaperone binding. Lineage: Eukaryota; Metazoa; Arthropoda; Insecta; Blattodea; Termopsidae. The record is from RefSeq and is a predicted model, not a curated record.